This is a messenger RNA of Caenorhabditis elegans, 2306 nucleotides long. It is a transcript of the gene dkf-1, whose product is annotated as Serine/threonine-protein kinase dkf-1. Gene Ontology annotation, molecular function: protein serine kinase activity; ATP binding; diacylglycerol-dependent serine/threonine kinase activity. Gene Ontology annotation, cellular component: synapse; cytoplasm; membrane. Lineage: Eukaryota; Metazoa; Nematoda; Chromadorea; Rhabditida; Rhabditidae. The coding region runs from base 9 to 2177 and encodes 722 amino acids. The transcript is spliced from 11 exons. The record is from RefSeq and is marked reviewed.
GCACCAAAAUGGAUGGCUCCCAGGGGUCCACCGACUACGGUGACCAUGUGGUGUUACGGUACGGUGGUACACGGGAAAUGGUCCCAUUGAUACGUCAUGAACAGAUGCUGGACAUGUUAAUGGAACGUGCACGUCAAAUAGUUCAAGGAUUCGGGAAUUUGGAUACCAGGAAUAUGUACCUCUUCCGCCACGAAUACAACUCCCCUACACUGCUUUAUCCAAUCACUUCGGCAUCUCAAAUUACGUCCGGCUCAAUCCUAGAAAUCAUUCUAGUAGACCGUACAGAAGCAGCUGUUAUCCCCCACGUAGUUGAGCCCGAGUCCUACAUGCGGCCGACAUUUUGUGACUUUUGUGGAGAAAUGCUAACUGGAUUAAUGCGACAAGGUGUAAAAUGCAAGAAUUGUAAUGGAAAUUUUCAUAAAAGAUGUUCAAAUGCUGCAAGGAAUAAUUGUGGUGCUCCUGGAGCUCCGGGAGCUCAGCCUUCCAGACCUCCGAUCCUCCCACCAAUACCUACGACGCCUACGGGGUUCCCGGUGGCUGCUUUGUCAACUCCUACUGGACUCCCACACACUUUAAUCGAACAUAGUUACCGACAGUUUACUGUCUGUAAAGUAUGUGAUCAUUUACUCGUCGGACUCGUCAAACAAGGUCUAAAAUGCCGUGAUUGUGGUGUCAAUGUGCACAGAAAAUGUGCGAUGGAGCUCGCUUCGAACUGUGUUUUGUCGGAAAAUGCCAUUUCUAGAGUCAAUUUUACGGAUCCAGAAGGUCCUGGAUCAUCUUCUUCGGAUAAUAUUCCAUUGUUCCGGUUGCCAGGCCAAGUAGGCACACGAGCAACAGAAAAGAAGAAACUGGAAGGAUGGAUGAUGCAUUUUAUACUUUCGGAUCCAGAAAGACGUCUAAAACAUUAUUGGAUGAUGCAGAGUAAUGCAAUUCAUUUAUAUAAUGAAUAUUCAGAGGGUAUAGGUGUUAACCCGAAUAGGGUAUACCGUAUCAUACCACUCGCUGAGAUUACAUCAGUUGUACAGAAUAACGGGAAGUCUGUACUUGCUAAACAUCCGCCGCAUUGUUUCGAAAUUCGAACCACUACGAAUACGGUUUUCUGUGUUGGAGAGGACUAUCAUGCAUUCUCUGGAGGGCCACCGAAGAAGAUUCCACGUAGUAUGAGUGUUCGACCAUCUUCUAAUACUACAAUGUGGUUUCAGUUCAUCAAAGAAUCACUUCAACCACCAUCUCGAAACGAGGAUAAUGCAGAGCAAGCGCUGGAAUUUGCAAAUUUAUAUCAAGUAUUAAGUGAUAAAACACUAGGAAGCGGUCAAUUUGGAACGGUUUACUCGGCAAUUCAGAGGCAUUCCGGAAAAGAGGUCGCUGUGAAGGUAAUAUCAAAAGAGAGAUUUUCGAAAAAAGGAAGUGGAGCAGAAUCGAUGCGUGCAGAAGUUGCAAUUCUACAACAGACAUGUCAUCCAGGAAUUGUGUGCUUAGAGUUUAUGUGUGAGACGAAAGAUAAAAUAUUUGUGGUAAUGGAGAAAAUGAAUGGUGAUAUGUUGGAGAUGAUUUUGAGUCAAGAACUUGGUCGACUCAACUCCCGAGCCACAAAAUUCCUGCUCGUCCAAAUCCUAUGCGCCUUGAAAUACCUUCACGAUCAGGGAAUUGCACAUUGUGACCUUAAACCGGAAAACGUACUCCUCUCGGAUAUGGGAUCAAACUUUCCGCAGACAAAGAUCUGUGACUUUGGCUACGCCCGAUUCAUUCCAGAGUCACAGUUUAGGAAGACUGUUGUCGGCACACCUGCCUACCUUCCACCUGAAGUGUUACAGAGAAAAGGAUAUAAUAAGUCUCUGGAUAUGUGGUCUGUUGGUGUCAUUAUUUAUGUCACGUUAUCUGGAACUUUCCCGUUUAAUGAGGGAGAGGAGAUAUCGGAGCAAAUCCAAAAUGCGUCCUUUAUGUUCCCUACGGAGCCAUGGAGUGAAGUAGAGCCUCUGGCAGUUGAUUUGAUUCAAAAAUUGCUGAAAGUGGAGAUCGAAGCUCGAAUGUCAAUCGAACAGUGUCUGGAUCAUGGAUGGUUGAAAGGAGAACAACUGUAUCGAGAUUUGAGGGAUUUGGAGGUUCGACUAAACACGCCGAGAUACCUGACAAGUCCCCAGGAUGAUAUACUAUAUGGGACACUUGUGAAUCCGUGAGCAAUCGCGCUCUAUUGGACUCUAUUGAACUAUUGAACUUUUUGCCACUUAGCCUACUUGUCUAGACUUUCUUGUAUAUAUUAUAUUAUUCAUGUUUUAAUUAUUGUGAUGAUAAACUACAGACUACAA